Messenger RNA from Lonchura striata (white-rumped munia), 5860 nucleotides. It is a transcript of the gene SEMA3E, whose product is annotated as semaphorin 3E. Gene Ontology annotation, cellular component: plasma membrane. The record is from RefSeq and is a predicted model, not a curated record. NCBI's taxonomy places the organism in Eukaryota, Metazoa, Chordata, Aves, Passeriformes, Estrildidae. Gene Ontology annotation, biological process: neural crest cell migration; negative chemotaxis; positive regulation of cell migration. Gene Ontology annotation, molecular function: semaphorin receptor binding; chemorepellent activity.
AAUUCUGACCCUUCUCCUGGCGUUUUACAACGCGAAACCACAAAGCAAUUGAGGAAUCGGUGCACGGCACGUGGAUGAAAACGCUUCCCGGAGCAGCCAGUCCUGUGCAUCGCCUAAACCCUCCCUGAACUUUCCAGCGAAUACAGCAGCCUGGCAGCCCGGCUUCCCGCUGGGUGGAUCCUGCAACUCCAGCAGGGAAUGGCACUUCUUGUUUUUAAUUAGCAAAGGUGAAAGGUGAAUCAAAGCUAGCUUUUGGCAAGUCAGAGCAAGGGGCUGAGUUCUGAGGAGCACCAAGGAGGAGGGUGCUUUCUCCUUUUUUCCGUGGUAGAUUUUUUUUUUUUUUUCCCUCCCUCCUUCUCUGAAUGAAUUGCCUUGCAGGAGGGACUGAAAAUACAGCUUCUUCCUGAAUCCACUGGCAGAGUUACUAAAGACAGCUCAAGACACAACACUGCAGAGUAACGCCUUGGAAUGUCCUUGCACUUUCUAAACAAUUGUCCUAGGGAGGGAAUAUUUUUACAUGACAUUUGCGCAGCUGAGGCUGUGUGCUGCUCUGAUGAACGCUGAAUUUCCCACAGAGACACCCCCCAAAGUGACCAAAGAGAGAGACCUCACUGCACUGGCAAAGUGGAAGCUGGAGCCUUAAAAGCACCCCAGCAAAACAACAAACAAACAGCAGCAGUUCAGUGAAGAGAGCGAGAAAUUGAUCUUGGGCAGGAUGGCAUCUGCUCAGGACCUUCUAAUCCUGGCGCUCUAUGGCUUGUUGCUAGAGCCACCGGCUGGAUGUCGCGCAGCAGAUACGAGGCAACCAAGGUUACGUCUGUCACACAAAGAGCUCUGGGAUUUAAACAGGACGUCAGUCUUUCGUAGCCCAUUUGGAUAUCUUGGACUUCACAUCAUGCUGCUGGAUGAGUAUCAAGAGCGACUGUUCGUGGGAGGAAGAGACCUCUUGUAUUCCCUCAGUUUGGAUCGAAUCAGCGACAACUACCGAGAGAUCCACUGGCCUAGUACACCUCUGCAGGCAGAAGAAUGCAUAAUUAAAGGAAGAGAUGCUGAUGAAUGUGCAAACUACAUCCGUGUCCUUCACCGAUACAACAGGACUCAUCUUCUGGCUUGUGGAACAGGAGCUUUUGAUCCACUCUGUACUUUUAUAAGAGCUGGACAUCCAUCAGAGGAUCAUCUGUUUCAACUGGAAUCACACAAAUUUGAGAGAGGACGAGGCAGGUGCCCUUUUGACCCCAGUUCUUCCUUCACCUCCAUCUUAAUUGGUGGUGAACUUUUUACUGGUCUCUACAGCGACUACUGGGGAAGAGACGCUGCUGUGUUCCGCUCCAUGAACCGCCCGGCGCAUCUCCGCACCGAGCCCGACAAUGAGCGCCUGCUGAAAGAACCAAAAUUCGUUGGCUCAUACAUGAUUCCUGAUAAUGAAGACCACGAGGAUAACAAAGUAUACUUCUUCUUUACUGAAAAAGCUUUGGAAGCUGAGACAAGCACUCAUGCCAUAUAUACCAGAGUGGGACGUGUAUGUGCGAAUGACAUGGGAGGCCAGCGAAUGCUUGUCAAUAAAUGGACCACUUUCCUCAAAACCAGACUAGUUUGUUCUGUGCCUGGGAGAAAUGGAAUCGAUACACAUUUUGAUGAAUUAGAGGAUGUGUUUCUGCUGCAAACUCGUGAUAACAAAAAUCCAGUGAUAUUUGGCCUCUUCAACACAACAAGCAAUAUAUUCAGAGGAUAUGCUAUAUGUGUUUACCAUAUGGCAAGUGUCCGAGCAGCUUUCAAUGGACCAUAUGCUCAUAAAGAAGGACCUGAAUACCACUGGGCUCUCUAUGAAAGAAAAGUACCUUAUCCCAGACCUGGUUCAUGUGCCAGCAAGGUGAACGGUGGGCUGUACACUACCACUAAAGACUAUCCUGAUGAAGCUGUCCAUUUUGCCAGGAGUCAUCCACUGAUGUAUCAGCCCAUCAGGCCUGUUCAUAAGAGACCAAUACUAGUUAAAACAGAUGGAAAGUACAAUCUUAAACAAAUAGCAGUGGACAGAGUGGAGGCUGAAGAUGGACAAUAUGAUGUUUUGUUCAUUGGCACAGAUAAUGGCAUUGUGCUGAAAGUCAUAACAAUUUACAAUCAAGAGACAGAAUCAAUGGAAGAAGUGAUUCUUGAAGAGCUGCAAGUAUUCAAGAUGCCAGUUCCUAUUAUUUCUAUGGAAAUCUCUUCAAAAAGGCAACAGCUCUACGUGGGAUCCGAGGAGGUCAUAGCCCAGGUGAAGUUCCACCAGUGUGACAUGUACGGCACAGCCUGCGCCGACUGCUGCCUGGCUCGGGAUCCCUACUGCGCCUGGGACGGCGUCUCCUGCUCCCGGUACUACCCCACGGCCGUGCAGGCAAAGAGACGUUUCCGCAGACAAGACGUCCGGCACGGGAACGCAGCGCAGCAGUGCUUUGGCCAGCAGUUCAUUGGUGAAGUUCUGGAGAAGACUGAGGAGAGACUUGUUUAUGGAGUAGAGUACAACAGCACCCUUCUGGAAUGCACCCCUCGGACCUUACAAGCAAAAGUAAUCUGGUUUGUCCAGCGAGCACAUGAAAAUAAGAAGGAAGAGGUGAAGACCGAUGAUAGAAUAAUAAAAAUGGACCUUGGCCUUUUAUUCCUGAAGCUACAUCGACUGGAUGCAGGGACUUAUUUUUGCCAGACAGUAGAACACAGCAUUGUUCACACUGUCAGGAAAAUCACCCUGGAAAUAGUCGAGGAAGAACGUGUAGACGAAAUGUUCAAUAAAGACUAUGAGGAGGAGAUCCCUCACAAAAUGCCAUGCCCAAUGCAGAGCAGUAUACCUCAGGCUUCAAAGCCAUGGUAUAAAGAAUUUCUUCAACUGAUAGGUUACAGCAACUUCCAGAGGGUGGAAGAAUACUGUGAAAAAGUGUGGUGUACAGAUAAGAAGAGAAAAAAGCUGAAAAUGUCUCCAUCCAAGUGGAAAUAUGCCAGCCCUCAGGAGAAGAAGCCGAGGAUCAGGCCAGAGCAUUACCGGUUGCCCAGGAACAUAGCUGACUCUUGAUGGACAAAAUCCAUCCACUGUUUCUGAGCAAAAUUUUAUUUGGACUUAAGAGGGAGAAAUCAGUCUUGAUUUGAGUAAAUUUCACAGCUUUAUAUAUGUAAAAUAUUGGGACUGAAAACAAAAAUGUUAUGGUAAGUUAUAUUGUACACUCAUGAUGACUGUUUAGAAGCAUUUUAAACAAAAUCUUCUCAACUAUCUGGUUCUAAGUAAGUAAAUGCAAUCGGUUUUGCAUUAGGGAGGACGUGACAAUCUUCAGGUUUUGAGUGCUUGAAUCAGUUUCCCAUGUGGAUCGUGCUUGCGCUGUAUAUUGUUGCACAUGAUGGCAUAUUUAACAAAUUCAAAUAGCUAAAACAUUCACAAGUGGAUGAAAAGUAUAAGAGAUAUCUUUUCUUUGUUUCACAAAUUUCUCAUGCUUCUGAAAGCAGCACGUCUUAAGAUCUUAUUCCAUUUGAUUGUGACCUGUCUGAGUUCAUCACUGAGAACAAUGAGUUGUGUUAAUACAGUGUACUUCUACUUCUAAAGAUAAUGAAGGGAAAUCCUAUUUUCUUCCCCCUUUUUUUUUCAGUAUCAGCCAUUUAUGAAGCACAGUGUGCUCCCACAGCUAAAUAAUAUUGCCUAGUAACUUCAUGUAAGCCACAUGCAUGCUGAGAACACAGACAGAAUGAAAUUCAUCAAUUUAUCUAUAAGAAGUUGAAAUUAUGGUUUAGAUAGAAAACGAUUCCAUCCUGUGUCUGCACAUUGCCUUAGUGGUGACACGAAUUAAGGGAUCGCCCUCUUGUGGCAAGAAAAAAGCGAAACCAAAUAUUUAAAUUACUUUUCUGAAGAAAUAUAUAUAAGAAAAGUAUAACUGAGAUCCCCAGCUGGUUUCCUUUCAGCAGACACUUUUAGUCUCCAUGUGCUAAAGCUGCAGAUUUAGAAGGCAGUGUUGCAGGUAACUUAUACUGGGAAGGUAGCAUUUCAAAGAAGUGAUGCUUUAUGUUGUUAAUGUGCUUUUGGGGUAAAAUGCAGUCAUUAAAAGUUAGGACGCAAAUUAAAAACAAAACCAAAAUUAUGCAGCUGUGUUUCUAUAGUUUCAGGAUGUGGUUCACAUAAACCUUUUUCUGAUGUGUGAUCUCUGUUCGAAAGGGCUGCUUUGCUCCUUUUGUGAGUGAUAACAGGAAAGGAGAUCAAAAGGGCUAAGUUGCUUACAAUCUAGGUCUUUCAAGACUGACUUAAAAAAAGGUAUAUGUAUAUAUAUAUAUGUAUAUGCACACACACACACACACACACACACACACACACACAUAUAUAUAUAUAUAUAAGAAAAGCUUGUUUUAAGAAACCAGAUUCAGAAAAUGCAGAAAACCUAGCAUUUCAAUACCUGAGAAAUUUAAUAUUGCAAUAUGAAUUGGAUUUGGGAUUUUUUAAAUUGAAAAUAAAAUAAAAAAGGAAACUUAAACACAAGCAUAAAUACAAGUUAAAUGUAAACACAAGAAGUCACAAACAAGUUAACGCCUAAAAUAAGAACAUGAUGCCAAUAGGGGAAAUCCCAAACUGAUCCAAAUUUUUAUGCCAUGAAAAAAAUAUAUAAGGGAUUCACCAGCUACAAAGAGUUUAAUGUUGAGCUUCAACUUCUAGCUCUGGAAUAGUGGGAAUUGACAGCCUGUGUAACAGAGGUUUGUGGUUUGCUGUGUUACCAAAGGCAGCAAUCAGUGCUAACCCAGUGUUUUCCAAACAGGUUUUUUGUGAGAGGAGCUCACAGCUGCUGACAGGAGCAGUGAGCUUUGCUGUGCUCCUCCGGGAGCAGAGCCUGACCCCGUGUUUGGAAGGAGAACAUGGCACACUGUCAGCAACCAGAGUGUGAGGAAAUCAGGGUUUCACCUGGUGUGGCUAUAGCAGCCGAUGAUCUUCAUCAGCCUGUUGGGGGAAUCAGUGCAUCUGAGGGUUUGCACUUGGUUUAGCUACAAUAUCUCCAAGAGAUGGGACCAGGCACUCUGCAGAUCCUUGCAUGAAUUCAUGAGUUGCUUGCUUUGGUCUGAGACAGGAGACUGGAUGAACUCAUGUUUCUAGGACAGUUUAAUGGAACUCAGUUGCAUGUAGGAUCUCCUAUUUGUUUACAGUACGGAAAGCACCAGCACUGCGAGUUGUGGCAGAGAACACACACAGAACAAACAGAUCUGAACUUAAUCCCCUGUACACAUUGACACCGUUGGUGAAAAACUUCUAAAACACUACUAAAAUAAUUUUCUGAUGAUUUAUGGAGUGUCCUUCUUUUUUAACCACCAUUGGGGUUUUUUUUUUUUUUUUUGAUUAAUUUGCAAGUAUCUAGUGCUAGAAGUGUAAUUAAUGAAUUAUUAGAAGGGAAUUAUAGCAUCUCAGCCUCAUGGAACAAAUAUAACUUUGUGCUUCAUUCUCUGAGAUUUCAGGUGGAAAUCAUGUUAUACAGAAAUCAGGAUUCUUGAUUUAAUAUGAGAGUGUGUAUUUUUAGCUACCCAUCCCUUUAGUGUUUAAAUGUGGAGAAUUACAUUACCUCUUUAUUUGGCUUUUAAAACUUAAAUUUUUAGCUUACACCUUGCUCCUUUCAUGGUUGAAAUGCCUGUGAGAAUUCAGAACUACAAGGUCUUGUUCAAAGAGUGCUCUGACAUCUGUGGAAGAAGAGAAAGAGUGACAGUGUAUUUCGGAAGGGUAUGCACAAAUGUGCAUUUAGCACAACAUUAUUUAAAAUGCUUCUUUGUAUAUUUGGGGGCCAUUGUCUGCUUCUUAUCAUUAUGAGUUUGAUGUAUUUUGUAUGUGCAUGAAGUGGUCAAAUUAUAAAUAUAAUUAAGAACCAUAUUUGGC